Molecule: messenger RNA, 2702 nt
Organism: Labrus mixtus (cuckoo wrasse)
Lineage: Eukaryota; Metazoa; Chordata; Actinopteri; Labriformes; Labridae
Gene: rhcgb
Product: Rh family, C glycoprotein b
Exons: 11
Coding region: 73-1527 (484 amino acids)
Biological process (GO): ammonium transmembrane transport; ammonium homeostasis
Cellular component (GO): plasma membrane
Molecular function (GO): ammonium channel activity
Source: RefSeq, a predicted model, not a curated record
UCAUCUUCACUUGUGCUUGAGAUGCUCAAGGCCUUUAAAGAACACUAGAGAAUUUUAUUUUAACCAAAAACAAUGGGCUGCGUUCAGAGCUUCAGGGAAAUGUGCGACCGAACAAAAAACACAAACGUCCGUCUGAGUCUUCCAGCGGUUUGCUUCGUUUGGCAAACAGCCAUGAUCAUCUUGUUUGGGGUGUUUGUUCGUUACAACAAGGAAUCAGAUCCACACUGGAUAGAGGAGAGGAAAAUUAACAAUAUAUCAAGUGACAUUGAGAAUGACUUCUACUUCAGAUAUCCAAGUUUCCAGGAUGUCCAUGUGAUGAUCUUUGUUGGAUUUGGCUUCCUAAUGACAUUUCUGAAGCGGUACAGUUUCGGUGCCGUGGGUUUCAAUUUCCUUAUUGCAGCUUUUGGCCUCCAGUGGGCGCUGCUAAUGCAAGGCUGGUUCCACUCCCUUGACGAUGAUGGAAAGAUCAGAAUAGGAAUUGAAAACCUGAUCAAUGCUGACUUCUGUGUGGCAGGCUGUUUGAUCGCCUAUGGCGCAGUGCUCGGUAAAGUCAGUCCAGUCCAGCUAAUGGUUCUUACUCUGUUUGGGAUCACGUUGUUCGCUGUGGAGGAGUAUAUCAUUAUUGAUCUCAUUCAUGCCAGAGAUGCCGGAGGAUCUAUGGUGAUCCACACAUUUGGAGCUUAUUAUGGUCUUGCCAUCUCGUGGAUGCUGUAUCGACCAAACCUGGAGCAGAGCAGUCGUCUGCAGGUCUCUGUGUACCACUCAGAUGUUUUUGCUAUGAUUGGCACCCUCUUCCUGUGGAUGUUCUGGCCCAGUUUCAACUCAGCCAUCGCAGACCACGGCGAUGGGCAGCACAGAGCAGCCAUAAACACUUACCUCUCUUUGGCUUCAACUGUGCUCACCACUGUGGCCAUCUCCAGCCUGGUUCAGAAGCACGGGAAACUAGACAUGGUUCAUAUCCAGAACUCCACUCUUGCUGGAGGUGUUGCAGUAGGAACUGCAGCAGAGUUCAUGCUAAUGCCCUACGGGUCUCUGAUCGUAGGAUUCUGCUGUGGCAUCAUCUCCACACUCGGCUAUAUCUACCUCUCACCAUUCAUGGAGAAGUAUUUAAAGAUCCAGGACACAUGUGGGAUCCAUAACCUGCAUGCCAUACCCGGUGUCAUAGGUGGCAUUGUGGGGGCCAUUACUGCUGCAGCUGCAUCUGCAUCAGUUUAUGGAAAAGAAGGGCUGAGAAACACCUUUGACUUCGAGGGUGAUUUCGAAAGCACGGUUCCCUCUCGGCAGGGGGGUCUACAGGCUGCAGCACUCUGUGUGGCAAUCUGCUUCGGCGUAGGUGGAGGCAUCAUUGUCGGUUGUAUUUUAAGAUUACCUAUCUGGCGAGAUCCUGCAGAUGACAAUUGUUUUGAUGAUGAGUCCUACUGGGAGCUUCCUGACGAUGAAGAGAGUGAACCACCAGUCCUUCAUUACAACAACCACAUGCUGAACCAAGAAAUAGCUCAGUCCAAUUUCAACAUGGAUCAGAAGUGACACCAGGCCUUCAUCCUGAGCGGCCUGCAUCACUCAUGGCCCAUUACUUAUUUCUUCUCUGCUGCUGGACAGAAUUAUUCACGUGUUGUAAUUAUUAUUUUCACCCAAUAACUAAGCUGUUAUUUAAUUACAGUUCAUGUCUUAAAAUGGGUUAGUUGGCCUUUAAUUAGGUCCCAAAAUCUAAUUCUAUUUUUCUUUUACCUGAAAGAAUCAAUUGAUAUUAACAUCAAAAAUUCUAUAAAACAUAAAAUGCAAUAAUCCAGAUACUAGUAUAAUUAUUUCCCUAAUUUCAAAAAUGAGAAGAUGGUAAACGUAACUAAUUUUUUUCCUUUAAAAAUAGAUGAAUAUGUCUUAACAACACCUUUUUUUGAAAGACAAAAACAUUUCAGCAUGUUUGAUCCAAAUUAUUGAAAACCAUGUAAAACAAUGUGUUUGUAUAGUUUGUUGUACAUCCUAAGUUGCACUUUAGGGACUUUCUGCAGGGGCUUUCACAUCUUAGUUUUUCCUUGUUUUGGAUGUUUUUUUCCCCUAUCUGUUUGAUGUAUCAGACUGCCAGUUAAAUAUGAAAAGAAAAGUUGGAUUUUAAUGCUGUGGAUUUCAUUUCUUUGUUGAUAUUAUGUAAAAUUUCUACGUCUUUGUUGUUGUUUUUUGGCUUGUUUGUACCUGUCCUUGUAGUGCCAAUAGAUGCUUUAAAACAAAAUGAUUUUGUUUGUCUUCAUGUACAACUUUUACACUGAGAUGUAUUAUGUUGCUGAUUUUGGACCGGUAAAUUCAAACCGAUGUUUGUUUCAAGUUAAGUUUGCCAUGUAAACAUAUUUAACACUUUUGACUUCAACCUCAUACUACAUUCAUUAAUAUUUAUCAAACAGUAUAAUGUAGGUGUAUGCACAAAAAGUACAAAAAGGGAUUUUUAAAAAAUGAUUCCCACAUGCUCACAACUACUUCAUAGUGUUUAAUAUAACCCAUUAAUGAAAGGUUUAUGUACUGCUAGAGGAGGUAAGGUCAGGCGUGAAUCCUUUUUUUUUUUUUAAGCGAACAAUGAACGAUUUUGUCAACACCUGACAUUUGUACAUUUAGAAAUUGUAAGCAUCGGUACACUUAUGUCAUGCUGGAAAUUUAAUUUCAAUUUUGAGAAUUCAAAAAGAGAAUUAAUAAACAGUUAUUUUGUCUUGUAA